This is a messenger RNA of Lasiosphaeria miniovina, 231 nucleotides long. RefSeq lists its product as uncharacterized. The transcript has a single exon. The annotation marks the transcript as partial. Lineage: Eukaryota; Fungi; Ascomycota; Sordariomycetes; Sordariales; Lasiosphaeriaceae. The record is from RefSeq and is a predicted model, not a curated record.
AAUUCGACGACGACAAUGCCGCCCAAACAACAGUCCUCCAUCGCCGAACGCAUGCAGGAGUUGGUUCUGCACGCAAAGGGCUCCAAACCAGCGGAAAUUGAAGCUAUCACGGGCAUCAAGAGGGUCGCAUUCUAUCGGCUAUUGGCACGAGCGAAAGAGAGGGGAUACAUACCUGGUAAAAGGGUCCAAAACCACCACGUUGAGAAUGCCGCGAAGACUGGCCGCCCCAAA